Molecule: messenger RNA, 5892 nt
Organism: Cutaneotrichosporon oleaginosum
Lineage: Eukaryota; Fungi; Basidiomycota; Tremellomycetes; Trichosporonales; Trichosporonaceae
Biological process (GO): phosphorelay signal transduction system; protein autophosphorylation
Cellular component (GO): plasma membrane
Molecular function (GO): histidine phosphotransfer kinase activity; phosphorelay sensor kinase activity
Source: RefSeq, a predicted model, not a curated record
AUUUCACCCCUCCUCGCUGACUGAGGGUGUCAGCCCGCCAUCCACUCCUCCACCCACCCCCGCGCCCCUCCCGACUCGGAUCGCGUAGACUGAUCCAUGAAGUGGGCCCCCCGAGACCUCGCCGGACCGGCGUUCGACGAGGCCAUGGCUUCAUUGCCAAUCGCCUUCCUCGAGUCUUACCCAUUACCCGCAUUCGUGUGUUGCGUGCGAACAGGACGAGUACGCAAGGAGGCGUACGCCGCCGCCGCCGACAGGCCAGAGCGCCCGCAUUUGUCCCACAAUGACACCAACGGCACUAUCGUCGGGAGCGGGUCGAGACGCGCCCGCUCCAUGGGCCAGCACUCGGGAUCGUCGUCUACCACGGGUGGCUCGUCGCAGGGCCUUCCGACCGCGACAGCAACGCCAUCACCAACUCCAACACCCACAGGCGAGCUAUAUCGAUGGAGCGCCAACGUCGCGUCGUCUCAUAGCCCUGCGAACGGCUCUUACCCCCUUCCCCCGCCCUCCCUUGGGAGCUACACCAACGGACCAAUGUCGCAGACAAGCACCGCCGCAUCGAGCGCAAGCAUGAGCCGGAGCGCAAGCCGGAAUACGACAACGAGCGGCGCGCUGUGGAACUGGCGCCCGCCAAUACGCGACGCGUACGACACAGACGAGGAAGACGAGCGCGACGACGACGUCCUUCCCCUCCAUUCCGUCUCGUCCAGCUCGUCUCGUCUCGGCACGCGCGGCGGCUCGCCGUUCGCUGCCAUGUCGACCUUCACGUACGACCAACCGCACGGCUCCACCUCAUGCGUGUGGUACAACCCACAGUGGAGCAAGGUUGCAGGUGACCUCCCCCUCGCCGCCAUUGUCGAUCCCACCACUUUUGCCGCCCUCGAGGGCUGGGUCGAGUCCAAUAUCGAGACACGAAACAACAACAGCCGCGUCUCCCGCGACUCGGCACAGUUCAGCCUUGACGUGCAAGGAACAAAUCUACAGCUCGUCAAGACGCGCCAUGACAAGCAUCCUCCAAAUACCGUCCUGUGGAUCAUCACCUGCACAAAGUUGACAGAACGUGCGUACGGCGGCUCUGAACAGGGCUCUUCAGAACACGACUACGGGCAUCCCAUGAUCGCUCACCUCGCAAAGUCGUUAGGGGCGGACGAUCCACAUUCCUGUGUAAAGCUCAUGGAGACCAUCGACUGGUCCAAGAAGUCUAUCGGUCCCCGGUCAAAAUGGGCUUCCGAGAUCAACGCCAUGGUCAGCCUCGUCCUCAUCACCGUACCGCCAGUAGCCUUAUGGAUCUCAGACGAUCUCAUCGGAGUCUACAACCAGGCGUACGCCGAGUUCUCUGACCACCCACAAGCUUUUGGGAAAAGCAUGCGCGAGUUGUGGGAUGUGGCAUGGGACGAGGUCGAGCCUCUGGUCAACAAGGCACUGGCCGGCGAGCCCGCCGAGCGCGAAAAGGGGCUCAUCUUCUACCAGCGCAACGAGCGGGGGAGACAUAUCGAGAAGCACCACUCGUUCAGUUUCCACCCCAUCUUCGACAAGACUGGCAAAGUGCUGGGCAUUUGGAACCCGACGCAUGAUCAUACCGACACGGUCCUGGCGGAGCGUCGGCUAAAGACCACAACGAAGCUUGUCGAGGAGACGUCUUUCGCCCGCACACCGCAGGAAAUGUACCAAAUGACCGCCGAGGUCAUGUCUCAGAAUCCCACAGACGCACCGUUCGUUAUGCUCUACAGUGUCAAGGUGGCCGGGAGCGCCGCAUCUUCCGCGGCAAGCACCGAGGGUGGUUCGCUGGACCUCGACCUGCAGCUCGAGUCCAGCGUCGGCGUCCCAGGCGGGCAUCCAAGUGCCAUUGAGAAAAUCCAAAUCACUGGUCUUUCCAUCGCUUCGGCCUCGGGAUCCUUCACAGAGGAGUGCCUUGCUGAACGAAUGGGCAGCGUCGUGGUGGACAAGGCGACAGAUCCGGGCGGGAGUCACCUCGUCGCUGUCGACAUGACACGAAUGGCGUCCCCGACGACUUCGGUGGUCGGCUCGGUGUACUCGCGAGGCUCCGGCCACUCGCGAGGGUCAACGCAUUCUAGCAGGCGACGACUAUCCAUAAGCUUUGACAGCUCGUUCUGGCCCAUCCGCAAAGCCCUGGAGACAAGGCAAUGCGUCCUCGUUGACAAUAUCCAGAACCUCAUCAACGGCUUUCCGAUCCGCCAGUGGGAUGAGCUGCCAGACCAGGCCAUCGUCGUUCCCAUCAACAACGAUCCCGAGAACAAGGUGCCGCAGGCCGUCAUGGUCUUGGGCCUCAACUUGCGACGCCCAUUCGAUGGACCGUACGAGGACUGGGUCAACAUGCUCCGAGGGUACCUUUCCGCGACCCUAGCCGCCGUCACAACUUUCGAGGAAGACAUGCGGUUGCGCCUCGAGAAGGAGAAGCUAGAGCGCGCCAAGUCGGCAUGGUUCCGUGGCGCUGCGCACGAGUUCCGCACACCACUCACACUCAUCGCGGGACCACUCGAAGAUAUCCUACAGACGAAAUUGAACUCGUCUCAACGACAACAGCUGCAGAUGGUCCGUCGAAACAUCACACGAUUAGAACAGCUCAUGACUUCGCUCCUUGACUUGACGCGCCUAGAGUCGGGCAAGGUUGAGGCGCGCUUUGUCCCUACCGACCUCGCGGACUUCAUCACGGAUCUCGCCAGAGUUUUCCGUCCCGCCUUUGAGAAGCACAAGAUACGGUUCUGCGUGGAGACAGAGGCGCACGAUGCCGUCGCUGUUGACCCGGUGCUGGUCGAGAUUGUGGUUGCGCACCUUGUAAUCAACGCCCUCAAGCUAACCGAGAACGGGACUGUCAGCAUCCGACUGGCGUUUACGCACGACAUGGCCAGCAUCAUCGUCAGCGACACCGGGACAGGCAUGUCGGAGACCGAUAUGCAGUCGGCGACCAACUUCUUCCACCGUAUCCAAACGGCCGAGAACCGCGGGACGGCGGCGACGGGCGUUGGCCUCGCGAUCAUCAAGGAGAUUGUGCGGCUGCACAACGGCAAGCUCACGAUUCGAACCAAGACGGCCGCCUCGCCUGGCGAGGACAGCGGGUCGACGUUCACCGUGAGCUUUCCGCUCAGCAACGAGCCGAAUGUGGAUUCACUCGUCACGGUGCCAUUUGGCGUGUAUGCCAAGCAGGUGGCCAGCGACAUCAAAGAGUGGAGCAAGGGCGGCGACACACCUUCGGAGGAUUCUCUGUUGUAUGACGGAAGAACGUCUGUUCCGUCUGGGCGCUCAGCGUCGGAGACCUCGGGGAGUCUGACCUCAGCUGGCUUUACGGACGGCCUUAUGUUUGAGCGCGAAGACGUGCUGCUCGUCGUGGAUAACAAUGCCGAGAUGCGCGAGUAUAUCAAGACCCUCUUCGAGCGCUUCUGCACCGUCGUAGAGGCCGCCAGUGCCGAGGAGGCGUGUGAGCUUAUCAAGACUGUCGAACCAAACCUCGUCAUCUCCGAACUCGUCAUGCACUCCAUGUCGGGCAUCGAGCUGCUGCACGAAAUGCGACUCGUCGACAGGCUGCGUUUUGUCCCCAUGGUCCUCAUCUCCUCGACGACCGACGACGAGCAGCGCGUGGCCGCUUUCCUUGCCGGUGUCGACGACUUUGUCUCAAAGCCGUUCAAGCCGCGCGAGCUGCUCCUUCGAGCCCACCUGCACAUGCAGAUGGGCAAGAAGCGGAACAAGCUGGAGCGACUGUUCGCGCAGCGUGAGCAGGAGCUGUCCGUGCUCUCCGAUUAUUGCCCCUCGGGGAUCAUGCGCACUGACGCCGACGGCAAGGUACUGUACGCGAAUGCGUCGUUCCGCAACCCGGCGGGCAUGAUGUCUGACGAGGAUCCGCACCAGUGGUUCGAGUUCUGCGACGAUGAGUCGCGCGGCCGCGUCGAGCACGCCUGGUUCGAGAUCCUGCAGGGCCGGCUGCCCGCUACCACGCUCCAGUGGAAGUGGCGGACAGGGCGCACAAUGUCGGCGGUGCUUAUCCGUCUCGACGUUGUGCGGCCGGGCAUGUCGGGCCUUCUGAUGUGCGUCACGGACAUUUCGUACCAGGAGGAGCGGCUGGAGGAGGCGCAGCGCCGCCGUAUCGAGGCCGAGGAGAGCAAGCACCAGCAAGAGUUGCUUGUGGAUUUGACGUCACACGAGAUCCGCACACCCGUGUCCGCAAUAUUGCAGUGUUCGUCGCUCGUCAAGGAGAACCUAGUCGCUCUCAAGGAACAGUUACGUUUCGCGGGCGAUGCGGGCUUCAAGCCGACCCCAAGCCUGCUGGCAGACCUCGAGGAGGAUGUGGAGGCAUUAGAGAGCAUAUACCAGUGCGGCCUGGUGCAGGAACGUAUUGCGGGGGACGUGCUGUCGCUCGCCCGCAUCCAGCUUGACAUGCUCAGCCUCCACUUCGUCGAGAUGGAUCUGCACAAGGAAGCCAAGAAGGUGCUGUCCGUCUUCGCGAACGAAGCCAAGAUGAAGAAGAUUGAGAUUCUUCUCGAGCUGGGCGGCUCGCUCGAGGCGCUCCAGGUGCGCGGGAUCAAGACGGACCCCGUGAGACUGGGCCAGGUUCUCACGAACCUUACAGCGAACGCCAUCCGCUUCACGGCGGCGGCCGAGACGCGACGUAUUACGGUGCACUACGAGGUCGCGCUCGAGCCCCCGCUGCCCGGCACACUCCUCCCCCCGCCCAACAUGCCACACCCCAUGGUCACCCCGCUUGCCGAGGACACGCCCAUCUACCUAUAUGUGAGCGUGACGGACACAGGGCCGGGCAUGACUCCUGAGGAGCAGAAGAUGCUCUUCCGGCGGUUCCAGCAGAGCAACAAGAUGAUCCAUACGCGCUAUGGCGGGUCCGGCUUGGGCCUGUUCAUCUGCAAGAAGAUCGUCGAGCUGUUGGGCGGCGCCAUCGCCGUCGAGAGCGAGAUUGGCGUCGGAAGCGUUUUCCGCUUCUGGAUCAAGACACAUACCGUCGCGCCGGUGCAGCUCGGCUCGCCGACGGUCGCGCCAUCGCCGCUCGCCAUUCCGCCCACGCAGACGCUGCGUGUUGGCGCGCCUGACCCGGCCGUGUCCCCGCUUCUACCGGUGCCGCGUCUCCCUGCGACCACCCCCGCGUCGCCGGACGCGCCUGAACCCCUCCGCCUGCUCAUAGUUGAGGACAACAUCAUCAACCAGACGGUACUGAAGAGGCAGCUCGUGAAGGCAGGCUUUGUGUGCGACACAGCCAACGACGGGCAGGAGGCCCUCCUGCGCAUCCACGAAGUCGACCGCGAGUGUCGACAUGGGUCGCCGGGCGCGCAGGGCUACGACGCGGUACUCAUGGACCUCGAAAUGCCGGUCAUGGACGGCCUCACGGCAAUCCGGCACAUCCGCGACGCUGAGCGCCGGGGCAUCCUGCGCCCCCAGCUCGUCAUCGCGCUAACGGGCAAUGCGCGGCAGGGGCAGAUCGACCAGGCCAAGGCGGCGGGAAUGAAUGACGUCGUCAUCAAGCCAUACCGCCUCCCGGCACUCAUCGCCAAGAUCCGGGACGCGUCACAGAGCCAUCGUGCGCGCUGCGCCGACGACGGCUGCGAGGAAGUGCGUGCCGCGCCGCGCCUGCGGUACGACACGAAUGCGGCGGGCCACGCCGUGCUUUCCGAGGCGAAUGUCGCCCGGCUUGGCAGCAAACGGCGCGUCCAGCCGCAAGAGCAGCGGGGCCACACCGAGGGCCAAGGCGAAGCCAAGAACGCCAAUGGCCGCUCGCCAGAUGUGCCGUCCGCCGCGGCGGACAUGGCGCGCGAUAUGACGGACGCAUCAGAAUAGAUCGACAUUGUACACUGUGACCUUACCACCAUUUGCAUUGCACUAGAUUGCUAGCGCCCGCUCGGCGCGGCGGGCAUGUAUGUAUAUUCUGUCACGCAG